CCUCCAUCUGUACAACCAAAGAAAAAUAACAGGCACAGACCGACCUGCAACUUUGCCGACAUAGCUGCAGUACAAGAAGUGACCCGUUUCCGCACCCGCCGAGCCAUCGCCGGCGAGCUGCCCAUUGCUUCAUUGCAUUCACAAGGUACGUAGACAUCUUCUUCCUUUCUCUCACAAUUCCACCUUCCCUUCCUUCUAUCACCACCUUUCCUCUCACCCCAAUCGAGUCGCCUGGACUGUCACUACUCGGUCCCAUUUUCACUGCCCCACCUACACUGCACCUCUCAGAUCAAAACAUUCAUCUUCACUCUGUCUUUCACCCCUCAUUCUCUCUUCCCACGCCUUCCUCCCUUCCCUCACAUCCAUCAACACUACCGACACAGCGACUCCAUCAUCCUGGCCUUCAGUUAACCUGCUAGUUGAGCUAUAGCCACAUCGAGUCGCGCAGCAAUAACCGCUUCGUUCUGCCAACACUGUAACAAUCACAACCGCAAAUCACGCAGCAUCACAAGAGUCCUUGUUGAUCAAAGCCAAGAAUCAAAUCAACAAUGGCUCAGCGUCCCAAUACACACCUGCCCGCGGUGCGUUUGGAGACUGAGAAGAAUCUGGGCAUCACCCAUCGUUCUGCCGCCCUGAACUUUGCCUGGACUGGCGAUAUCCGCAAGCGAUAUACCGAUUUCCUUGUGUAUGAGAUCAACAUAGAUGGUUCUGUCAUCCACCUUUACGACUUCAUUGAAGACAAGCCGGCUCACUCCCCAACUGAGAGUCAGUUUCAGAACAAGUCGACUGCUCUUGUUCCCGCUUCGACUGGGCCUCGCAAGCAGGAAAACAAAGCCCCUAUUGUAGUCCAAGAGAUUUCCAAGGAGGACCAGGAGAAGCUCAUCAAGUUGAUCGGCGCGUCGACAGCCAAGAAGCUCAUCGAGGUCGACAACAAUGUGCAACGCAAAGUGCUCAUGAGCGCCGAAAACCGCACUGUCGUCUUCGACCCGAUUGACGAUCGCUCUCAACGUGCCGAAGUCCAUCAGGAGAUUCGUCGCAUCUUCAACAGCCGUGUGGAGACUGUUGCCAACUCUGAAGGCAUCAUCACUGCGACCCCCUCCAAGUGGGCUGUCACGCGUGGCAGCAGUAACAACCGCACUCCUAGCCAGACAUUUGGUUCCCGUCGCGACAAUACUAGAGGUCAAGAUCGCAACGUCAGCUUCGCCAAGCUGGGUGGUGAAUAUCUCCACUUCACCAUGUACAAGGAGAACAAGGAUACGAUGGACGCAAUCAACACAAUCGCCCGUCUCUUGAAGAUCAAGGCCACAAAUUUUGGCUUUGCCGGCACCAAAGAUCGCCGUGCCGCGACUGUUCAGCGGAUCAGUGUCCGCUACCAGAGGGCCUCGAACCUCACUUGGUUGAACACCCGUAUCCCCAACGUCAAGGUUGGUGAUUUUGUGCACAAGGAGCAGCCACUCUCUCUUGGUCAACACGGUGGCAAUGAGUUCAUCAUCACUCUCAAGAACUGCUCCCCUCUCGGUGGCAGUGAAUGCUCUGUUGCUCAGCGCAUGAAGAUGAUUCAACAGACGGUUGAGUGCGGCCUUGCCUAUCUUAAGCAUAACGGAUACAUCAACUACUUUGGUCUUCAGCGCUUCGGCACCCACACCAUCGGGACCCACCUUCUUGGCAUGAAGAUUCUGCAAGGCGAUUUCGAAGGCGUCAUCGACGCCAUUCUUCAUGUCGAUGAUCACUACAUUCAGGAGGCCUUCAAUAACGUUGGUUCAUCUCACGGGACCAAGCGUGAUUUUGAUCACAGCCACGGCAAUGGCAACAACGCCAGCACUGCCAACCGCGAUGACUACGAUCGUGCCCGCGCCAUCACCAUCUGGAAGACUUCCAAGAAUGCAAGCAAGGCUGUGGAGGGCCUACCCAAGAGAUUCAGCUCUGAAAUCGCUCUCAUCCGCCACCUUGGCAAGAACCCAAAGGACUUUACGGGUGCAAUUCUGAGCAUCACGCGUAGUAUGCGAAUGAUGUAUAUUCACGCCUUCCAGUCCUACGUCUGGAACCACGCUGCAUCCCGUCGUUGGUCCAAGUAUGGCGCUCGUGUCAUUGAAGGCGACAUUGUCUUGAACGAGGAUGUUGAGGAUGCCAUCACUCGUCCCAGCGAGGAUGAUGAGUUCGACACUUACGACGACAAUGAGGUCGCUCAUGUCUUCCCCCAAGCUCACGUGGUUACUGCCGAGGACCUGGCUGCUGAGAAGUACACCAUCUUCGAUGUCGUUCUCCCCACUCCCGGCUAUGAUGUCGUUUAUCCCCAGAAUGAGAUUGGCGAGUUCUACGUCGAGUUCAUGGGCAAGGAGGAAAAUGGCGGUCUGAAUCCUUACGACAUGCGUCGCAAGAAUCGGGAGUUCUCUCUCAGCGGCAGCUACCGCGCUCUCAUGGGUCGCUUCAUUACUGAGCCCCAAUACGCCAUUCGGGCUUAUGUCGAUGACACUGAGCAAAUGUACCCCACUGACUUGGAUUUUGCUACUCACAAGAAGGCCCAGCAGAAGAAGUCUCUGGCCCAGCCCAAGCCAGCCAGCCAGGCUGCCAACUCUUGGAAUGCCUUUGCCGCCAAUCCUGCGGCAUUUGAUGAUGCUUUGGCUGAGUUUCAGCGCCGGCGCAAGGCUAGCGAAGGGCCUGCUUCUGAAGUCAAGACAGUCAUCAAGGAGACUUGGGUCGAAACUGGUGUCAACGGCUCCGCUAAGCGCGUCAAGGUUGCCCGCCAUCAGCAAGAGAUUGAGUCACCGCCCGAGACCCCUCAGGCCGACGCUUUGACCAGGCGUUCUUCUGAUCCCGAGCUUCAGGCUCACAUGAAAGCCGCGCUGUUCCCUGGGAACACGGAGGCUCCGGCUGUCGUCCCCCAAGAGGAUCUCGAAAUGGUCGACACCCCUUGCGCCCCUACCCCUGCCAGGGGCCCUGCUUUCCUCUUGAAGUCGCCCCCUGUCGGCAAGGGUGUUUCCCUUCUUGACGCGUACUCUCCCAUCGCUGAGCCUGCCGCUCCUCUCCAGCAGAAUCCUGGUAAUUUGUCUGGGGAUGGCGGUCUUGUCGUCCCGAAGGGUCCCAAUACCUCUGGCGCCCGAGGUCUUUCUGACGCGUUCUACGCCGCUGGCGGGGACGACCCUUUUGUUGGCCAAACUUCGCCUCCUACGACCAUUGUGAAGAAAGAAGAGAGCGACUCGGUUGCCAAGUCAGAAUCCGACGAAUGGUACGGGAAGAAGGAAUUGGCUGGUCUUCUCGGCGGCCCGACUGCUCUCGUCAAGACUGAGCAGGAAGACGACGCCGCGCCCUCUACCUCCCAGGCGCUCGUCAAGGUUGAGGACGACUGCAAGUCGGAUUCCAGUGUCGAAGAGUUGAUCAAUGGUGUCCCCUUGCCCAAAUUCUACACGGCGUCCAACAACCCGUUGUUGCCUCCCAAGAACAUUGUCGACGUCGACACUCUCGACCCCAGGGCGCGCAAGAUUGCUGUCAUUCUCAAAUUUCAGCUUAAGACUAGCAACUAUGCCACUGUUGUGCUCCGUGAGCUCAUGGGUACUACUGUCGAGUAGUGUGCCCACUUUUCAACACCAACCCUACAGGUGGCUUUGCCUGAUCAACCGAAGCUAUCCACAACAGGACGAGAUUAUACUGAAAUUUCUUGUCCCUCUGUUUUCUGAUCGCAUUUGAGGCGAUGUCAUCGCGUCUCAGCAACAUCUGGUGGAGCACAUGGGCUCCUGAUUGCCACGAUGGUUCAUUUUGCCGUAUACACAUUCACGGAUACGCGGCCGCUUUUCAUGGCUCGAUCCUACAAGCAUAACUAUUCACUUUCUUCGACUCAAGCAUAACUACAUCAACUGUCUUCGACCUGUACACUAUUCGCUGCACGACUACUGCCGUACCAAGCACACCGACUCGAUUUUCUUGCAAGCAUUUCAGCAAGCGUUGCCAUUAAGUUAGCGACCUCGAGACAUUGCAAGCCAUGUUCAAAGCCAAGGACUUUUUUGUUCAUUCUCGCGUCGGAAGCUCCCAUUCAAUUGGGGACAUCUCAGAAAGCCGCUCUCACUGAGUUGGGGGGGCACACUCUUAGAGGGAAGCUCCCAUUAAGUUGGGGACAUUACCGAAACAAAAUCUUUGGCACGACGGGAGGUUCUCAUCGAGUUGGGGACGUUACCGAGUUUUGAGGCAUUGGGUGUUCUUUUCCUCUUCAUUGGUCGUCAUUGUCUUUUUUUUUGUUCUUUCCUUCGGGGUGGGUUUGCUUUGCGUGGAGUUCCGGUUCGGCAUACAUGAAAAUGGUGUUUGGGAUUUAUAGACGGAUGGAUGGGACAAGGGCAAAAGUUUGGGAUGGUUGUUUUCUUCAUUCUCUUUCUCUCUCAUUUCUUUUCUUCUUUUGGUCGUCAAGAUUUGAUUGAUUAUAAGAGAUACCCACUUUUGCGAUUUUGAGGAGAGGAGAAAAGGAAGAUAUCCCCUGUGAGGAAGGGAAGAAAAUAGGUGCUGGGAUUUGUAGGGAGAGAAGAUUGGUGGGAUUAUGGCGAGCAUUCCGAGACAUCACAACACAAGGACAACACUAGGUUUUCGGUUUUCAGUUUUCUAUUUCCCUCAAGAAAAGAGGGAAGGGUAGUAGAUGAUGGACUUUGUUAGCUAGUGUGUGAUGGCUAGGGGUAAUAAGGAGAAGUCUACUGCUAUAUUCUUUUGUUUUGUUUUGGUGAUGUGAGUAUGUAUGUUACAAGCAGUUGAAGCAUGGUCCUCACUGAAGUGAUAACUACACCUAGAUCCAAUCUUGAAACCGCCUUGUAAUUUG
Molecule: messenger RNA, 4795 nt
Organism: Podospora pseudopauciseta
Lineage: Eukaryota; Fungi; Ascomycota; Sordariomycetes; Sordariales; Podosporaceae
Gene: PUS7
Product: multisubstrate pseudouridine synthase 7
Exons: 3
Coding region: 549-3566 (1005 amino acids)
Biological process (GO): pseudouridine synthesis
Cellular component (GO): nucleus
Molecular function (GO): RNA binding; pseudouridine synthase activity
Source: RefSeq, a predicted model, not a curated record